AUAGAUGUCUGGUCUUCAAUAGAUGUCUGAACCAUAUAGUGGAUUCCAUGGGAGAAAACAGAAUGAUUGGGAAAGUAUUCAGUUGAACACAAUGAUAAUCUGAAUCACUCUUCUUUGCCAGAUGCUGUGUGUGAGAGGAACUGGAAAUUUGAGGCACCACAGAAGAGCCCUCUAUAGCACUUUAGUGCCACCUGAUGAAGUAACCGUUCAUCAUAAAUAUGGUCUGCCUGUGAUAACACUUACAUUACCGUCAAGAAAAGAACGUUGCCAGUUUACCAUCAAGCCAAUGCUAACAACUGUGGGCACCUUCUUACAGGACAUAAAGAAAGAAGAUAAUGCAAUUGAAAAGGUAGAAGUCUUCACAGCAGAUGGCAGCAGGAUUUCAAAUUCUGUGUCGAUGGAAGUUCUGCUAAUGAAUGAUUUUAAACUCAUUGUCAAUAAUGCAGAAUAUAGUGUACAUCCACCACUGAAAGAUCAAAUGAGCAAAGAGCAUGCCACAGAGAUAGAUGACAUCAAAUCAACAAUCCAUAAGUUAUUUGUAGCCCUUCACUUAGAAGAGCACCAGACAAGAAAAGAGAAAGAGUUAAUGCAAAAAAUGGAACUUUUGAAAGAAGAACUGUUCCCUUUAGAACAGAUGAAGGCUAGAAUUGCAGCAGAUAUUGAUGCAAAGACUUCUCGCCUUUUAUGGAUUGGUUUAGCCUUAAUGUCUACUCAGGGUGGAGCCCUGGCUUGGCUCACCUGGUGGGUCUACUCAUGGGACAUUAUGGAACCUGUUACUUAUUUUAUCACUUACGGAAGUGCCAUGGCAUUCUAUGCUUACUUUGCACUUACUAAGCAGGAUUAUAUUUACCCAGAGGCUCGAGACAGGCAAUUCCUUCACUAUUUUCACCGCAAAGCUAAAAGCCAAAACUUCAAUAUGAUUCUGUAUAACAAACUAAAAGAGGACCUGGCAGAGGUGGAAGAAUCCUUGAAACGACUGAGGAACCCUUUACAAUUACGACUUCCAGUGCAAGAAAUUAAUGGCAAACAUUAAUUUUGUUUAAGCUUCAGCCUGUUGGGUUCCCUCAAAAAAAUCACAAACUGGA
Protobothrops mucrosquamatus (brown spotted pit viper) is the source of this 1085-nucleotide messenger RNA. It is a transcript of the gene MCUB, whose product is annotated as mitochondrial calcium uniporter dominant negative beta subunit. The record is from RefSeq and is a predicted model, not a curated record. Gene Ontology annotation, molecular function: calcium channel inhibitor activity. The transcript is spliced from 7 exons. Lineage: Eukaryota; Metazoa; Chordata; Lepidosauria; Squamata; Viperidae. Gene Ontology annotation, biological process: mitochondrial calcium ion homeostasis; calcium import into the mitochondrion. The coding region runs from base 122 to 1033 and encodes 303 amino acids. Gene Ontology annotation, cellular component: mitochondrial inner membrane; uniplex complex.